Gambusia affinis (western mosquitofish) is the source of this 4429-nucleotide messenger RNA. Its product is annotated as tyrosine-protein phosphatase non-receptor type 1-like. Gene Ontology annotation, biological process: protein dephosphorylation. The transcript has 10 exons. The coding region runs from base 312 to 1607 and encodes 431 amino acids. Gene Ontology annotation, molecular function: protein tyrosine phosphatase activity. The record is from RefSeq and is a predicted model, not a curated record. Lineage: Eukaryota; Metazoa; Chordata; Actinopteri; Cyprinodontiformes; Poeciliidae.
CUCCCUCACAAAUCGAACGCAUUUCUUUCCAGAAGCAAGAUGCCUCCGCGCGCCCUCACACGUCAGUCUUUGCCAUUGUUGUAAGAAUGCCAGCCAAGGACGGCAGCUGCGCUGCGUAGGAGGAGCUAGCGGCGUGUUUCCGCUAAAGAACAGGCCGAGGCAGCGAUCUAUGCAGCCCUACUGCUAGCUACCAGCAGCCGGACAGUUAGGAGCUAACACAGGAAAUUGCUUAACUACAGUUUACUACGCCUUUAUUACCGGGAAGCCGCGGUUUUACCUUUCGGGUUUGGGAACAAGAACGGGCGGCAGCGAUGGAAGCCGAGUUUUGGGAAAUCGACGAAAAUGGGACUUGGAACUCCGUAUAUGAGGACAUUCGCCAGCAAUCUUGUGAAUUACCAUGCAAGGUUGCCAAAUUUCCCGAAAACAAAACUCGGAACCGUUACCGGGACGUCAGCCCCUUUGACCACAGCAGAAUCUGCCUGCAGCUGGGUCCAAACGACUACAUUAACGCCAGCCUAAUAACUGCAGAAGAAGCGCAGAGGAAAUAUAUUCUUACUCAGGGACCCCUUCCAAGUACAUGUGGUCAUUUCUGGGAGAUGGUUUGGGAGCAGAGGACCCGCGGAGUCGUGAUGCUGAACCGGGUCAUAGAGAAAGGCUCUAUCAAAUGUGCCCAAUAUUGGCCUCAAAGAGAGGAGAAAGACGUCAUCUUUGAAGACACCAACUUCAAGGUCACUCUCGUCUCAGAGGACAUCAAAUCGUACUACACAGUCCGACAGCUGGAGCUGGAAAAUCUGUCUACUCAGGAGACGCGUGAAAUUUUACAUUUUCACUACACGACCUGGCCUGACUUUGGGGUCCCAGAGUCUCCAGCCUCCUUCCUCAACUUCCUCUUCAAGGUGCGCGAGUCGGGCUGUCUGAAUGCGGAGCACGGGCCGGUGGUGGUCCACUGCAGCGCUGGGAUCGGACGCUCCGGGACCUUCUGUCUCGUGGACACCUGCCUCCUUUUGAUGUCUCUCCGUAAAGACCCGUCUUCGGUGCGGAUCCGUGAAGUGCUGCUGGAGAUGCGUCGUUAUCGAAUGGGCUUGAUACAAACGCCAGACCAGCUUCGCUUCUCCUACCUCGCCGUGAUUGAAGGUGCCAAGUACAUCAAAGGAGACACUUCUCUCCAGGAGUCGUGGAAAGAGCUGUCGAAUGAGGAAGACGACCCUCCUGAGUUCACCCCGCCGCCUCCUCUUCCUCCUCCCAGAGACCCUCACAACGGCCGAGUGCAGCCAUGUUUUUUCCCAGAUGACGUAGAAUUCAUCCAGCGUGUGGAAACUUCCCAACUGAGAUCUACAGCAGACACAGAGCUGAGGAACAGAAACCCGGCCGCCCCGGAGCCGCCUCCGGACAGACGGGACGGGCCUGUGGGAAUCGAAGACCUGACCUCCGGCGCUCCAAGGAAAACCCAGCAGGGGGCGGCGGCCGAGGACGGGACGGAGGGAGCAGAGCGGGAGAAGGGAACCUGUCCUGCGCCGGGCGCUUGGUCCCCUCUGACGGCCCACGUGUGCCUGGGCACGGCACUGGCCCUCAGCGCUUACGUCUGCUAUCGCGUCUAUUUCCACUGAUGUCUGUCCUUCCUCCUUCCUGUCGUCUUUUUUCUUUUGUUCCAUGAUGUGGACUCGGCUGGCCGGUCAGCCUGCGUCAACGCGGUUCGCCUGUGAUCAUGUUGUAAACGGUCGGCUGCCUCUCUUUACCCAAAACCCUCUUUGUGUGUACGCCAUCUCCAACGCUCAGGGCCUCGCUUUUUCAGGUGCCACAUCAUAAAUAAACGUGUGUGUGUGUGUGUGGGGGGGGGGGGGGGGGGCUGUGAGUGUGUGCGUUCGCCGACCCAAACGCAGACGCAACGUAAAACAGACGUCAGUCUGCUAAGGCGACAGGGUUUGCAUUGAGCACCUCUGCCUAAUUUACACGCUUCUUCUUUCUUAUUUACCAAAAUGACACCUUUGAAUGUUUUUCCAUUUUUAUCCUAAACACGUUUAGUAACAGACUGAUAAUGAUUUUGAUCAAGCUGGACUGAAAACAUGUCACUGAGGGAGAAGCUUUGUUCACACAGAGUUUAUGAAUGAAAGUGUGGAUUUUGAAUGAUCUCUGCACACUAGUUAUGCUUUUUGUAUUCCUUUGUACGACGGGGUAUUAAGGUCACUCUUGGAAGAUAAUUUAGAAAUUGCUAAGGCUAAAGUCAUAAAAUUACGAGAAUAAAGUCAUGACAUUAUGACUUUUUCUUUUAAUAUUACAACUUUAUUUUUGCAAUAUUAUGACGUUCUCAAAAUAUUACGACUUUAUUAUCGCAACAUGACUUUACUCUUGUAAUUUGAUUUUUUCUUAGUAUGGCCCUAAUAUUUGUACAUCUGUGAAUCUAUUCAGUGAAAAAUAUAGAUAGUUCCCACAUGAUGUCACACUUCCUAGGCAGCUUCAACACUUUAUCAAUUAUGCGUAAGUGAUGUAAACGAUGUUUGGAUAUUAUUACAUUUAAGGUUGUAAACACAAAUGUGAUAAAACAGUAAAGAAGUUUUCAUUACAUCCUGUAAAGGUGAGCAAACUUUGCUACUCCUGGUGCGUUCCAGUUACCUGAGAAAAGGCUAAGAAGUUAAGAAGUCUGUAUUUUAACAUGGCGUCGCCCAUAAACAUUGUUUGCAAAAACUUGCAAACAUAAAUUUAAGCUUUACUUCCCAAAAGUAAAACUGAAGGUUUUUCCAAAUGGGAAGUCGAACUAGUGGCUGGUUAAUGUCCAGAGGAAACACAAUCCAUAUAAUACAACACGUAUUUGAUCUAAUUUAAGCAUCGGUAAUUCUGUGUACUAGUCGCCUACCAAGAUGGCGCAUUCCGGGGAAACUUACGUCCGGUCUGGUCUUGUGGGAACUAUCUAUUAAUGCAACAUUUACAGUAAGUACUAGAUGCAUUUUUUUGGGGGGUGACGUGUCUCCAGUUUCCAGGCAGAAUCAUGUUUUGUUUUUUUUUAUUUCAUUUUUAUCCUGAGAUGGAUCACAACACAUGGCUCUACAUACUAUCCGUAGUAAAAACCUCACCUGAAGGUACCCGACAUGCCUUGUAAAGCAAGCGAAAGGUCAGAGUAGCUCACACCCAACUUGCCAGCAAUAAAAAAAGGGCGUGUGGUGUCCUUUCACGUAAAUAAAAAUAUCAUUAAGGCGUUCGUUCAUCUCAGUAAUUCAGUUCAAAAAGCCAAACUGGUGUGAUGUAAGAUGAGCCUGUGGCUCUGCCAGGGUUUUAAAGAAAAUACUUUAACAUCCAGAUUUUGUUCUUCUUGAUUGUGUGUUGAGGCUUUGAUUGUGUGAAUUUAUCAUCGGGCUCUAAAAAGUCUUCAAAGAUUUCUGCUCUGACUUUAAUCUUGCUUGCGCACAUUUUUCUACCACUCGUUUUCCUUCCACCUAACUUUCCAACUUAACCACGUGCCAAUGACUUUGCAUGACAGGAGUCGUCUCUGAUUGUGCAGCUUGAACCUGAGUUUUGGGGGUGUUACAAGUGAUGCACAGAGGCAAAAAUUUCGGACGAUAUCUACAUCCGAUACUAAUCUUGCUGAUAUACAGUAUUUACUGAUAUUAUAAAUAUUUCUGUACCGUUUUGACAGAAAUAAAUCCCAACAAGAUGAAAGCAAAUAUUGGUUGUUAAUACCGGCCUGGUUUUAUUUAUCGGACAGACAGAUAUGUUAUAAAAUGACUAAAAUUGGCCAACACCGAUAUAUCGUGCAUCACUAGUUUUACCAGUUUGUCAUGAAAGUUAAUCGAAUUAAUGCUUUAUAUUUAUCACUUUGUGAACUGAAUUACUGAGCUAAAUUAACUUUUCAGUGAUAUUUUAGUUUGUAGAGAGGUAUGUGUAGGUCUCUGAGGUUGAGCGUGGGACCAGGGAUUUUAAAACUAACCAAAAAAGAAAAAAAAGAAUCAAACACCAGCAAAGAGAUGAAAACGAUGCACUGUUCUGAUUUUUCAUCGUGUCAUGGUGUGAGCCUGAGCUGGCCGUGUCCCUCUGUAUGAUUGUUAUUUCUUUUUUUGUUUUUUUAAAGCAUGCUGCGUUUGUGAAUCGGCAGAUUUGUCCAAAUAAGAGAUUAGUUAAGCUGCUACCAUUCGUUUACCUUUGGGACAAGACAGAGUUCAGUACUUUGUCCGACAGCUGUACUUUUCCUUAGAAUGUAUGAGCGUCCUGGCUGCAGGACACACCCUUAUUAAAUUUAUAUAUAAGCAUAUAUAUAUAUUUCAGAUCAGGUUUUAAGUGUGCCGAGUUCUUUUCCUGCUUUAACGGAUUAAAACCUCAGCACCUGUGCAGUAAUUGCACCACGUUUUCCCAUUUUCUAUACGUAUGCUGAGCUUAGAAACGUAUUUUUUUAUUUACAUUUGUUGUUUUCAUUUUUAAUAAAGAAAACAAAGGAAAAAAA